Dendrobium catenatum is the source of this 1673-nucleotide messenger RNA. RefSeq lists its product as uncharacterized. The coding region runs from base 15 to 1409 and encodes 464 amino acids. Gene Ontology annotation, biological process: positive regulation of growth. The record is from RefSeq and is a predicted model, not a curated record. The transcript has a single exon. NCBI's taxonomy places the organism in Eukaryota, Viridiplantae, Streptophyta, Magnoliopsida, Asparagales, Orchidaceae.
UACCACCAAACACAAUGGUCGUCCCUAAGAAUCCCAAUUCGUGGCUCUGCGAUCACGAGCACUACCAACUCCUCUCCGCUCCCAUCGGAAUCCUCACCUUCGAGGCCGCCGCCGCCAUGUCCCGUCUCGUCUCCCUCCACCGCUCCCUCUCCGAACCGGAACUCCACCGCCUCCGUGCCGACGCCAUGCGUUCCGCUGGAGUGGCUUACCUCACCUCUACCGACCAGCACUUCCUCUUCCGCCUCGCCUGCGCCGAAUUCCUUUCUGACCUGGAUGCUUCCGCCGCCACAGUCUCCCGCUUCUCCACCCGCUGUAACGCCGAACCCCUCCUUUUGUUCCCCCGCACCUACGCAGACGUCAAAGCCGGCCGCGCCACAACUAAUAUCCGAACCCUCUCCGUCAAAGGAGUAGAACGCCGAGUCAAAAAAAUGGAGAAAUGCAUCGCCGUGGUUGUGAAGCUCUUGGAAGAGAUAGAAGCAGGGGAAAAAGACAUGGCUUUGAUGAAAUUCGGGAGGCUGCUGCCGCAGAAGCCGGUGGCGGAGCUUAAAUUGCAUGGGAAGAAAGUGGCGAAGCUAAAGGAACAGUCUUUAUGGUGCAAGACGUUUGACGAAGUGGUGGAGCUCAUGUCAGGAGCAGUCCUCGCCAUCUUCGCCCGCAUCUGCGCCGUCUUCAGCCCGUUCGUCGAGGGCCUGCCCCCAAUACUGAUCUCUGGCGGUCGAAUGCGCUUCACUUUGCUCAAUCCUAAAUUACGAAUUUACCCGCGGUUCGCUGGAAGGCACUACGCCUCCGGACCGAUAGACCGGGCCAAGGCAGCCGCCAAGGAAGUAGCAAUCAGAAACUCAUGCCCCAUCAUAGGCAGGGGAAGUAGGGAAGAAGUGUACAAGCUUCCUGAGGACUGCAAGAAGGUUCUACAGCCGGGAGAGAGAACGGUGGGUGGCUCCGGGUUGGCGAUUCAGUACGCGAGUAUCAUCUUGUCAGCGGAGAGGUUGAUGAGGAUUAGGAGUGGUGCAGAGGAAGCAGAGGAGGGGGAGGAAGUGGCGGUGAGGGAUGAAAUAUAUCGAAUGUUGCCGGCGAAGCUGAAGGAGACGGUGAGGAGGAGGCUGAGGGAGAAGUGGAAAGAGAGAGGAUUGGCUGACGGCGAGCUUGCAGAUGGGUGGAGGGAGGCCGUUGAGAGAAUACUGAGAUGGCUGAGUCCAGUGGCAAGGGAUACGGAGAAAUGGGGGGAGGAGAGGACGAUGGACAAGAAGCAGAGAUUGAAUACGAAGCCGCGGGUUUUGGCUUUACAGACUUUCAUGUUCUCUGAUCGAGAGAAAGUGGAAAUGGCGAUUGUGGAGGUUCUCGUCGGGUUUAGCUGCAUCUGCUGGUACGACGGCGCCGGCGUUGGCGGCCACGGCGACAGGACAAGAUAGUUAGUUAACAAAAUAUAAUUUUUAUUACUUUAAAUAUACACAUAAAACAGAGGAAGAAGAGGCGAAGGAGGGUAGAGAGCAGCAACUUCAGCUUCUUAAUUACUUUGAGCAAAGUAGUAGAGAUUCAUAUUCAGACGGGUUUUGGACCCAAAAAGCUCUAUGAUAUUUAAGGUCCCCAUUAGGGUUAGUGCAUGCUUGUUUGUAACGGCUACAAUUAUUUGUAAAGUUAAUUGUACAAUAAUUACAACGAAAAUAGAAUUUUUG